Molecule: messenger RNA, 2548 nt
Organism: Macadamia integrifolia
Lineage: Eukaryota; Viridiplantae; Streptophyta; Magnoliopsida; Proteales; Proteaceae
Product: bZIP transcription factor 29-like
Exons: 5
Coding region: 310-2109 (599 amino acids)
Biological process (GO): regulation of DNA-templated transcription
Cellular component (GO): nucleus
Molecular function (GO): DNA-binding transcription factor activity
Source: RefSeq, a predicted model, not a curated record
CGAGAGAGAGAGAGAGAGCUUCUUCGGUCGGAGGAGAGAGUGAGAGAGUGCUUUGUUCGGCCGCGUGCGGUGGCUUCGUCCAUUCCGUCGACAAAGCUUUCAUCUUUUACGGACUUUUUGUUUUUGGAUUCAUACAAAUCGCUUCUAAAUCUGGUGGAGAUUUUGGUGGUAUCUUCCUCGAUCAUCUGGCAUUGCUCUGCUCUGGUUGAGCCUGUAAUGGCGUACUAGUGGCGAGGUUUUGAGAAGAGAAAAAAUAGAACGGCCGAUUGACUUGGAGAGUUCUAAAUACUGUUAGACAGAGUGGGGGAAAUGGAAGAAACAGAAGAAGCUCGUAAUGAUGCGAUACAGAGACUUCAGUCGUCGUUUGGGACUUCAUCGUCUUCCCUUCCGAAACAACCAUUGUCGGCCAACCGAUUCGAACUUCCCCAUUUAAACACUUCUAUGGUUCGCGCUCCGCUCAGACAUUUCUCGCAGAAUUUCAGUCCUGAUAACAACAAGAGGCCUGGUAUACCUCCAUCAAUCCCGCACUUCUCUCCCGCCUCUCCUUAUGCUCAGAUCCCAGUCUCUCGGACCGCUACUCAGCAACUGGGUUCUCAGAAUUUUAGCCCAGGUCCUUCUCACUCAAGAUCUCUGUCACAACCAGCAUUUUUCUCUCUCGAUAACUUACCUCCCCUAAGCCCUUCACCUUACCGUGACUCCUCAUCACCAUCGCUAUCUGACACAGUUUCUGCUGAUGUUUCAAUGGAAGACCGAGAUGGGAGCUCCCAAGCACCCCAUCCUCCUUCACCUUUCACGAGGAGUAAUUCUGGCCGUGCCAAUGAGAGCCUUCCCCCUCGGAAAGCGCACAGACGCUCUAGCAGUGAUAUUCCGUUUGGGUUCAAUACUUUUGCCCAAUCUUCGCCUCCAUUCAUCCCGCCUAGGGGUCAGGGUGGUGUUAUGGACCGAUCAACAGUAUCAAGAGAGAACUCGGGAAUGGUUAAGCCGGCUCAGUUGGUGAAGCGGGAAUCGGACUGGGAUGGUGACAGCAAUGCAGAAGGAAUGGGGGAGAGAAAAUCGGAGGGUGAAGUCGUGGAUGACUUUUUCUCUGCUUACAUGAACUGGGACAACGUGGAUUCACUGAAUUCUUCUGGAGCUGAGGACAAACAAUGUCAGGAGAACCGUGAGGAUAUAGAUAGCAGAGCCAGUGGCACAAAAACAAAUGGGGCUGAUAGCAGCGAAAAUGAAGCGGAAAGCUGCAUGAAUGAGAGCAGCAACAGCAUGAAUCGCCCAGAACCAAGUUCCUCCACUGAGAGGAAGGAAGGGACCAAAAGGAGUGCAGGGGAAGACAUUGCUCCGACCACCCGGCACCAUAGAAGUGUUUCUAUGGAUAGCUUCAUGGGAAAGAUGCAUAGCUUCGGUGAUGAAUCGCCAAAAUUACCACCUUCCCCUGGAACCCGGGCAGUUCAACACACGCACAGCAGUUCGAUGGACGGGAACUCUACGUUCAGUUUAGAUUUUGGAAAUGGCGAGUUCAGUGGGAUCGAGCUGAAGAAGAUUAUGGCCAAUGAAAAACUUGCUGAGAUUGCAUUGACAGACCCCAAACGUGCUAAAAGGAUUUUGGCAAAUCGACAAUCGGCUGCUCGCUCCAAGGAGCGGAAAAUGCGGUACAUCUCAGAACUGGAACACAAGGUGCAAACUCUACAGACAGAAGCCACCACAUUGUCUGCACAGCUGACCCUGUUACAGAGGGAUUCUGCUGGGCUUACGAGCCAGAACAAUGAGUUGAAGUUCCGUCUUCAAGCCAUGGAACAACAGGCUCAACUCAGAGAUGCCCUGAAUGAGGCGUUGACUACUGAGGUUCAGCGCCUGAAGCUGGCUACUGCAGAAUUGGGUGGGGAGGUUCAUUCUUCUAAUUGCUUGCCUCAGCAGUUAUCUGCAAAUCACCAGAGAUUCCAAUUGCAGAAUCAGCAGCUCAACAUUUAUCAGUUGCAACAACACCACCAGCAGCAGCAGCAACAGCAGAAGCAGCACAACCAACAGCCACCACAUCAGCAAAACCAGGCACAGCCACAGACCCAGAAGCAGCAGCAGCCCACCAACUCAACAGCAAAGAAUGAAUCAAACCAAUAGGUUGAGGGGGGAGUAGAUAUCUUAAGCUACCAGCUAAAAUUGUCUGCUCUAUUAAUCUUGAGAUUCAAUCGGGCUUCUGUUCUCCAUUGAAUCAUUGGCUCUGUUAAGGUGUGCACUCGCAGGUAAUAAUGAGGAUUCUGCCAGUUCUGUUUUUUGGGGCCUAGCUCUGUUCUCUCCCAUCUCGGGGUACUAUGAAGUCUUAUAAGGCACAUAUUUAUUUAUUUAUACAUAGUAUAGCCUUUUUUUGUUCCAUAAACUUUGUAGGGUCAAAUUUAAUUUCCAUUGGAAGUGUUGUUGAUUGGUCUGAAGGUUUUGUUGAUUUUGUUUGAACACUGAGGUGAGAGGUUAUUAACUUGUCCUCUCUCUUUUGUUUUAGGGAAGAGUAUCAUACAAACUUUUUACUCUAUAUAUAUAAAUGGUUCCUUGUAUUUUUAGUUUA